Molecule: messenger RNA, 2496 nt
Organism: Plasmodium knowlesi strain H
Lineage: Eukaryota; Apicomplexa; Aconoidasida; Haemosporida; Plasmodiidae
Product: GTP-binding protein EngA, putative
Exons: 1
Coding region: 1-2496 (831 amino acids)
Molecular function (GO): GTP binding
Source: RefSeq, a predicted model, not a curated record
AUGAAAUUAAAAGUUUCCUUCCUCUUAACAAUUUUUACUUUUCCCCUCGUACAAUUUUGCAAUAGUUACAUGAUUAAAUUUUUUCAUCAUCCUGGUGUAAAUAAUUUAUUUCCCCAUAAUAAGGUGCAAAAGAAGAAGAAUCUUGGCCCUUUGGGUUAUUCCUCUCACAUCCCCCCCUUUUUAAAUGAAAACAAUGAAUUGAGAAAGAAAGUUUACCGUUUUGAACUAUUCGUCAAGAAUGGAAAUUUAAGAAAUAAUUCUGGAUGUAAAAAUGGGCGGCCUACACAUGAAGGAACCAAGAUAGACGGUCAAACAGACAAAGAACUCGAGGGAGGUGAAGAAAAAUACUACGAUAAGGAGACAACGCUUGAAGAGGUGGACAAUCAACAUGGAAGCGCAGACCGACGCGAAGAUGAAGAGAGGGAAAAAGGAUACCAAAAGGGUGUCCAUUUUCUGAGUGAUAUGACCCAUGAGGGAGGAACUCUUUCGAAUGGUGACUCCCCAGGGUGUGCAUCCGUCCCUCCCGAUGGAUACGAAGGGUGGACACAGAAUUGUGAACGUCAUAUGGGAGAAAUUUCAUCCGAGGAGGAAGGAAAAGGAGAUUUUUGCGAAAAGGGAGAAAAUUAUGAAGGCCAAAUGGGAAGCGAAGAAAAGGCAUUGCAAGGCGAAGAAAGUACCCAGGCAUAUGGAGGAAAAAAAAAAAAUUUUCAUGACGAAUCGUUGCGCGAACGCAAGGGAAAAAAGAAAGACGUCGACCUAAAAAUUAUAAGGAACCUACCCCUUAUAUCUAUUAUAGGCAGACCGAAUGUUGGAAAGUCGACCAUAUUCAACCGACUGACGAGGAAGUUCCAAGAGGGAAGCAUCGUCUUAGGGGAAAGCAGUACAAGAGAUAAAAUUUAUGGAGAAGUGGAUUGGGAUGGCUACAAAUUUGAGGUGGUGGAUACAGGUGGCUUGAUAUUCGAAGAUGAAAAAUUUUGCAAGCAAAUACGAGAUCAAAUUAUGUUAGCACUUAAGGAAUCCUCAGUUGUGUUGUUCGUCGUUGAUGGGAUAAAGGGCGUCCACCCUGUGGACCUCGAGAUAUGCAGGUUCCUCAGGAAGUAUAUUAAAAAUGAGUACAUUAGUAAAAUGGCUAUUCGGAAGAAGCGAACCGGCCAGGUUAACCAUGAUGAGGUUGCAGAACACUCAGCGGAAGAUGCAUCGAAAAGUAGCAACACAUCGAGUGGCACGUCUGAAAGGUUCGCAGUGGACAACACUCAAACGGAUAUAACGUCCCGAAAAUCUGACAAUGAUGCUGACAUGAGGAACAGCACAGAAAAGGAGACAAGUAGCCCUGAAGAAAAAGAGGAAAAUGAUGACCAGAAGAGAGCGAUGCUAAAAGUAAUCGUGUGCGUGAACAAAUGCGAGUCGUACAAAGAUGGAAAUGUGAAGGCACAGAACUUCUGGGAAUUAGGGUUCGGGACGCCCUAUCCCUGCAGUGGGAUCCAUGGAAAUGGGCUGACUGAAAUUUUAGACGAGUGCAUUAAGUAUAUAGAAAAAGUGGAGAUAAACGAAUUGGAAGAAGAAAGAAAUGAAGAAAAUACCAUAAACAUUAGCUUCAUUGGAAAACCAAACACAGGGAAAUCAAGUAUAUUAAAUAAAAUCUUAAAUUGCAAUCGUUUCAUCGUUUCUCCAAUAGCAGGAACUACUGUUGAUUCAAUUGACGUUUUAGUAAAGAUUAAAGACAGUGAUAGAAUUUACAGACUGAUUGACACUGCUGGAAUACAAAAAAGGAAAAAAAAUAUUCCUUUUAGCGAAAAAACGAAAUAUGAAUACUUACUAUUUAAUAGAACUGAGAAGGCUAUCAAACGUAGUGAUGUCUGCAUCCUUGUUAUUGACUCUUUUAAUGGAAUCAGCUCGCAUGAUAUAAAUAUUGCAAGGAAAAUUGUGCAGGAAAAUAAAAGCUGUAUAAUUUGUUGCAACAAAUGGGAUCUCAUAUAUAACAAAAAUGAUAUUUUUAAUGACACCAAAAAUUAUGUUCUUAAUCUUUUAAAGCCAGUUGAUUUUGCUAACAUUUUAUUCAUAUCUGCGAAGACAUCGCAAAGGUUGCUUAACAUAUUUGAUAAUGCUGAAGAGACGUAUAAACAAUACACAAGGAAAAUAAACACGAACAGUUUGAAUGACGUUAUAAAGGAAGCUCUGCUUCUUAGACCUCCAAUUCCAAUUAGGAACAAGUCGCUAAACAUUUACUACGCCUUUCAGGCCCAUAUUAAACCCCCAGGUUUUGUUUUUUUUUGUAAUUCUAGAAAGUGUGCUUACGAAAAUUACACAAAAUAUCUGGAAAGCAGAAUAAGGGAGAGCUUCAACAUACGGGGCACUCCUAUUAGAAUUUACUACAAGCAGAAGAAAAAAAGAUACCUUAUUAAGAAGGUCAAGAACCCGGACAAGUACAACCUGGACAUUGAGGCCAUACAGAGGGACUUUCUAAAGACGCAAAGUGGCCAGAAAUCCCAGGGGUGA